Eubalaena glacialis (North Atlantic right whale) is the source of this 3200-nucleotide messenger RNA. It is a transcript of the gene ARL14EP, whose product is annotated as ADP ribosylation factor like GTPase 14 effector protein. The transcript is spliced from 4 exons. Gene Ontology annotation, cellular component: intracellular membrane-bounded organelle. The coding region runs from base 140 to 922 and encodes 260 amino acids. The record is from RefSeq and is a predicted model, not a curated record. Lineage: Eukaryota; Metazoa; Chordata; Mammalia; Artiodactyla; Balaenidae.
CGGGAAGGGGCGAGAAGCCGGCGGCCGAGGCCCAGCUGAGACGUUGCGGGUGUGGCCCGGACCCCGGCGGUGGAGCGCUCCCGCUAAAGGGUGAUCUGCUAGACAAAAAUCAAAAAGAGGAAAUUUGCUAGAAUCAAAAAUGAUGGAUCCAUGUUCAGUUGGAGUCCAGCUUCGUACCACAAAUGAGUGUCAUAAAACCUACUAUACUCGUCAUACAGGUUUCAAGACUUUGCAAGAAUUGUCAUCAAAUGACAUGCUUUUACUUCAACUUAGAACUGGAAUGACACUUUCUGGGAACAAUACAAUUUGCUUCCAUCAUGCAAAAAUUUACAUCGACAGAUUUGAGGAUUUGCAGAAGUCAUGUUGUGACCCAUUUAACAUACACAAAAAACUAGCCAAAAAAAAUUUACAUGUAAUUGAUUUAGAUGAUGCCACUUUUCUGAGUGCAAAAUUUGGAAGGCAGCUUGUACCUGGUUGGAAACUUUGUCCAAAAUGUACACAGAUAAUCAAUGGAAGUGUGGAUGUUGAUUCUGAAGACCGGCAGAGAAAAAAACCUGAUUCAGAUGGAAGAACUGCUAAAGCUCUGAGGUCAUUACAAUUUGCAAACCCAGGAAAGCAAACUGAAUUUGCUCCAGAAACUGGUAAAAGAGAAAAAAGAAGGCUUACAAAAAAUGCAGCUGCUGGUUCAGACAGACAAGUGAUCCCAGCGAAGAGUAAGGUCUAUGAUAGCCAGGGUCUCCUGAUUUUCAGUGGAAUGGACCUGUGUGACUGCCUCGAUGAAGACUGCUUAGGAUGUUUCUAUGCUUGUCCUGCCUGCGGUUCUACCAAAUGUGGUGCCGAAUGCCGCUGUGAUCGCAAGUGGCUAUAUGAGCAAAUUGAAAUCGAAGGAGGAGAAAUAAUUCAUAACAAACAUGCUGGAUAAUUUGUGGUAUCAAAUUACGGGAUCUUUAAAGUUCCUUUCUCUAUUUCUAAAAUUCUAAGGUACCUUUUAAAGUUGAUUGCCAAGUGACAAACAUGCACUCAGUGUGCACUAAUGUUGCUUUUAGGGUGCUUUAAGAUAAAUUAUUUGAUGUAAAGUUUGAUGAACUAUUUAUUACUCAGCAGUCAGCUUCAAGCCUGUCUGGGUCAAUGUAAACAAGCAGUGUAUAGGCAGUCCUCAAUUUGCACAAUUCCCAGGUCCACAAAUUUCAAUGACAGUGAUUUAGUUAAAUAAGCCAGUUCCCUAACAGCACAGUUCAAAUUUCAGUCACCAUGGUAUAUUAAUUGUGAGUAUUCACAUGAAGUACAAACUUCCUUGCUAGCUCUUAAGUCCACAAAUCACUAUGCAAGUAACAGAUGUGCUUCAAGAUCAGUGAUCAAUCACGUUACUUCUCUCAAAUUCUGCUAGUGAUUGGUCACUGCACAUCUGUUACUCAGUUUGCUCAGACAGCCAAGCACAGAGUUGUGUUGACUCCUGCCACCCAUGUGACAUUUUACAAAGUGGAUAAUCAGAAUUGGCCAACAAAGAUGAAAGUGCAGUGAAGAAAUGAAAAUGAUAAUGCUAGAAGUGUGACUUGAACAUAAAUAGAGUUGUAGAAGAAAUCACUGAUCAUGGGAAUGUUGACACUGCUGCUAUUCUAGAGCCUCUAGAUAUGCAGCUAGAGGAACUCAGUGAAGGCAAACUUAUCAUCAUAAAUGAGAAAAGGAGGAACAUGUCCCAGAGGAAGUGAUGGUAACAAACUUCACAUUAAAGGAAAUUACAGAGGUAUUUCACAACAUUGAAAGCACAAACGAUGAAAUGGUGGAAGCUAAUCUAAACUUAAAGGAGUCUGACAACUUGCAGUGGUAUAGAAAAGAUGCUUACCCAGUACCAUAAAUUAUUUGACAAAAAGGCAAGUACUAUUGCUCCUGAUUAGUUUUUUAUAAUGAAAUAACACUUUAAUUCUCAGUGUUUCUAAUAUAAAUUACAGUGUACUAAGUAAAUACUUUUUUACAAUUUUUUCAUUUUCUUUUACGUUUAUAACUGACACUUUUUAAUAUUUUGACAGAUUUUUUUCAAGGUCACAGAACAAUAAUAAUUUUCCCCAUUAAUUAUUAAGAUUGCUUUGAUUGCCAUUUUUAUGGUCCCACACUACCUCCCAGGCAAGGCAAGGACUACCUAUAGGUGAGAAUAGUACCUACUUCAGGAAAAGUUAAUUUUGAUACAGCUAAGUAGUUGAACUAUUUUGGAAGUAAUCUACAUAACUAAGUGCUAAAAUACAUCAUUUCUUCUCUCCACUUAUUCUUUUAAAAAAAGUUUUAAUACUGUAAACCUUUCAUUGCUUAGACUGUGUUCUUGGUGAAAAUUUGUGCUUGGUGGCAAAAAUCUUAUUCUUUCUAUGUAUAAAACAUGGAUAUACAUACAAUAUAUAAGCAGAUGUGCAUUAUAUCAGUGGUAUUUCAAUUUAAUAGGGUGUUGACUAGGAUUAAAAGGGCUAAAAACAGCUCCUUAAUGGAGUAAUAAUGAAAAAAGGUGGAGAAACACUGGUUGAGACAGAGUAUAAAUUAUUUGGAAAUUGAUUGAAUCUUGACGUUGGAAUGUGUAUGGGUACCCUCUGGAGGGUGGGGGUGGGUGGUAACUUCUCUCUGCUCUUUUUUUCAAGACAGCUAUCCGUCAGUCUGUCUAAAAUUUUUUAUUGUCUAGGACAUGGCCUCUAAACUAGCUUUUUGUUUUCCUUAAGUAUAGUACUUUAAUCAGAUGAGCUUUUAGCAACUUGAAAUACUUUUAGCUGUUGAAAAUAGAUUUAUACAGCCAAUUGGAUGAAUUGACCAAAAGAGGUUUAUUUUUACUCCUGUAUACUUUUGGUAUCUGUUUAAAAUGACUGGUUUUACUUUGAUGGAGUGCCAUUUUCAACCAUGGAAUUAAAAUAUCAUUUUUAAGUUAUAAGUGUUUACCGACCCAAUUAUUAGAAGUACAGUUUAUCAAUUCCUUGACUGAUAUGUUUAAACAGAGCACUGACAAAAAGAAUAUUUUGGCUUUCUGUACUUAAAUCAGAUGCUAGAUUCUUUUUUUUCCUGAAUUAAGGAAAUAUUUUGUCACAGAAGAGACGAACACAGGCUCUUAAUUUUAUCUGAACUUCUAGGUUAUUAGACCUUCUUAGUUGAGUUACUGCCAUCAUUUUUUUUGCUUCUAAAUAUGACUUAGUGUAUUGCUUAAGCUCUUCAUAGGGACAAGUUAAAAU